Messenger RNA from Closterium sp. Naga37s-1, 2703 nucleotides. Lineage: Eukaryota; Viridiplantae; Streptophyta; Zygnematophyceae; Desmidiales; Closteriaceae. The record is from the annotation of a GenBank genome assembly.
CUGGGGUUUUCGCUGCUGGAGGCGGGGCACGUGCGGUUCAAGAACACGCGCAACAUAAUGAUCAAGAACGUGCUCGACACGUGCGUCUCCGCCAUCGCCUUCUGGCUCUUCGGCUACGCCAUCGGCUUCGGCGAGGGCACGCGCGUCUUCGGCUGGGCCAACCCCGACGGCUCCGUGGCGUUCGCAGGAGGGCAGAACUACGUGCAGUUCUUCUACGCCUUUGCCUUCUGCGCCACCUCCGCCACCAUCUUCGCCGGGGCCGUGGCCGAGCGCACACACCUCGCAGCCUACCUGCUCUUCAAUUUCGUGCUGGCGGCGCUGAUCUACCCGGUGAUAGCGCACGUGCUGUGGAGCAGCAACGGGUUGCUGUCGCCAGCGCGGGGGGCGGUGAUCCUCAACACCAAUGGCGUGCUGGACAACGCCGGGUCCAUGGUCGUGCACGUCACGGGGGGGGUCACCUCCCUCGUGGGCGCGUGGAUGGUGGGGCCGCGCAUCGGCCGCUUUGACAUCGACGGCAAAGUCGUGCCGUUCAAGGGCCACUCCAUGGUGUUUGUGGCGGCGGGCACCAUCAUCCUGUGGACGGGGUUCUACGGCUUCAACGGCUGCAGCGUGGACUACCUGGGGGAGGACCCGCUGGACUGGAGUGCUGAGGUGGCGCGCGUGUGCGUCAACACCACCAUCUGCGCCGCUGCUGCCGGGGUCACCGUGUGGACGCUCACGUACCGGCGGCGAGAGCCGGUGCCGGAGGACACGUUCAAUGGGGUCAUUGGGGGCCUCGUGGCUGCCUGCGCCACCAGCUCCCUCGUUGAGCCCUGGGCCGCCUGCGUCAUCGGUGUGCCUCCUCUCACCCCCUGCUCUCUUUGUCUCUCCGCGUCUUCCAUCUCCGCUGCACUUGAUUCUCGUCUCGCUCCUGCCACAUGGCCCUCGCCACCUGCCACCCUCGUCCCUUCAUUCUCGUCUCGCUCCUGCCACAUGGCCCUCGCCACCUGCCACCCUCGUCCCUUCAUUCUCGUCUCGCUCCUGCCACAUGGCACUCGCCACCUGCCACCCUCGUCCCUUCAUUCUCGUCUCGCUCCUGCCACAUGGCCCUCGCCACCUGCCACCCUCGUCCCUUCAUUCUCGUCUCGCCUCGCCAUUCCUCUGCCCGAGCAUAUCCUGGGGCUGGUGAUAGUGUACAUGUGGGUGGGCGCCACGGCGCUCUUCCUCUUCUACGGGCUGCACUUCUUCGAUGUGCUGCGCGUCAAGAGGCACCAGGAGGAGGUGGGGUUGGACGUGGUGUUCCACGGGGGCGACGAAGCUGACGACGUGGAGGGCGACCAGCACGGCCACGCGCGCCGCUUUGCCUCCCGCCGCUGGCAGCAGCUCGGCCUCUCCACCCUCUCCGCCGUGCCGCGCGGCUUCUUCAGCCCCUCGCGCUGGCUGCGCGCCUCCACGCGCCUCUGCUCGCGCGACGGCCGCAGCACGGCGGACGGGGACGGCAUGAGUGUGCGCAAGCGGCGGGACGUGUGGCACCGGGCGCUGGACUGCACAGGGCUGGGGCAGCUGUCGCUGGCCAUGUAUGAGGCCAACUACGUCAUGGAGGACGCCGUUGAGGUGGAGGCGGGGUCGGGGGGGGUGUACCUCGGUGUGCAUGAUGGGCAUGGCGGCAGUGAGACCGCGGAGUUCCUGCGCCACACGCUCUACAACAACCUCAAGAAGGAGUUCCUACGCGGGGGAGGAGCGGUGUCGGUGGAGGCGCUGCGGCGGGGGUUUGCGGAGACGGAGAGGCAGUUCACGGCGCGCGUGAGGGACAGCUUCCUCGACUCGCCGCACCUCGCCACCGUGGGGGCGUGCUCUGCUGUCGCCAUCGUCACUCGCAGCGCCCUCUGGGUCGCCAACGUGGGCGACUGCCGUGCUGUGCUGGGGCAGGUGCGGCACACGGGGGACGGCCUAGAGUGCCGUGCGCUACAGAUGUCAGAGGACCACAACCUGAGCUUCCAGGCCAUCCGCGACCGCUACCGCGAGGAGCACGCCGACAUGCCCGACGCCGUCACGGAGAAGCGCGGGCGCUACCGCGUCAAGGGCAAGAUCACUGUCACCCGCGCCUUCGGGGACCUCUACCUCAAGUCGCACGACUUCAACCGCGAGCCGCUCUUCUCCCGCUUCCGUGUCGCCGAGCCCUUCAACCCGCCGCUGCUCUCCACCGACCCGCACGUGGCGGUGCGCCUGCUGGCGCCGCAUGAUGCGUUCGUGGUGGUGGCGUCGGACGGGCUGUUUGAGCUGCUGAGCAACCAGGAGGUGGUGGACAUGGUGGCCGUCUCCCCGCGCAAAGACAUCGCCCGCCAGCUCAUCCGUGCUGCCCUGCGGCGCGCGGCGGAGCGCACGGAGGUGCCGUACGGCGAGCUGCUGCGCAUGGCGUCGGGGCAGCGGCGGUCGUACCACGAUGACAUCACCGUUGUCGUCUUCUUCUUUGACCAUGAUGCCAUCCGCAAGGAGGCCGCCCGCAACCAGCCACAAUGGAGCAAGGACGUAUCGCUCAAGGGCGGGGUGAGUGUGGAUGCGGCGGGGGCAGUGGUGAGCGACUUCAACGUGAUCAGCAGCGUGCACGGCGCCACCGCUGCGCGCUCCCUGCUCGCCCGCUCCAUCGGCUCCACCAACAACCUUGCUGCCGCCUCCACACUUAGUGCAUCGCUCAUAGAGGACUCGGCGCUGGAGAUUGAGUAG